AGUAAAUACAUUCCUUGAAAUAAGUCAUCUUUAUCAAAAUAUUUUUACGUCUCUAUUUACAUAGAAAUUCUAUGUUGAUAUGAAUCUAUGUACUAAUAAUAAAUGUCUUCAUAAUCAACAGUUGCCCAAAUACACUAAUAAUCAUAUAAUUUGCUGGAAAAUACUUUUCUUUCUUCAAUGAGAAGACAACUCUUGUGUUUAUAUACAGACGCGCGAAGUUAAAUCAGUGGUGUGGAAGCAGGCAGUUGACGGCCGUACUUCGUCUCACGCUUAUACUGUCAGAAAUAACUGUUUUGUGCAGUCACUGAGGUCAAGACAUGGCAUCUUCCCCACGAUCUCUGAAACGCAGAGAAAUGUACAAGAUUAGAACGCCACCAUGGAAGGAGGCGUAUAGAAAGCGAUGUCUGGAUCGGUUACGAGGAAGUCGAGAGAAAUUGUUUUCCCGUUUCCGCAACAUACAACCUGACAGUGAGGGAAAGAACAAGAAAGAUGAGUUUAUCAAGGACCUGAUGACAGAUGAGUGGAAAUCUCUACAGAGAGACAAGGCAUCAGGCAACAGUGCAGAUUUAAUGGACUUUGAUAUGGCUUCUUUUGAUGUGAGUGAGGUAGAUGAGAUGCUGAAUUUGUUUGAAGACAUUCAGGAUGAUCUGAUUAAAGAAGAAAGUAAACUGCUAUCUGAGUACGAACGUUAUGAACUUAGUCUGCAGAGGGAGGAGGAGGUUCUGUGUUCUGCCAUUGAGACCCUGUCUACAGAGGAUGUUCUCUGCCCAGUGUGUCAGAAACAUGUAUUGAUGCUGAACAAGGGUAUUGUGUUCUGCAGCUGUGGAUUGAGAAUUGAUACUGAGCAAGAUUGUCUGAGCCUAAGCAACAUCAGCCAGCAGCUGACUGAAGGAAUGUCAGAACAUACAGCCAAGUGUCCUGACAACCCCAGCUUCCAGGUUAUGUCUGGUCUUGGUGCAACUAACCUCCUCAUGACAUGUCAGACAUGUGACUUCAUGAGCGUUGUAAUCUGACAGUGUUCCAGGUCCAGCUCUGUGCCAAAGUGUGAUAGAACAAUAUGUUGUGGCUGUGCCUGACUGCAAAAUAUUUCCCAUUUCUGUUCAUAUUGUCAAUCAAACCAUGCCUAUUUGUGAUGUAAGGAGGCAGACAUCACACAUUUUUCCACCAGCCAGUCAACCUGAAGAGCUUCUAAGAAGCAAAUCUGUCCAGUGAGCUAGGAAAUGUGUUGAACCGUAUUUCAAGUGAUGUUGAUCGUUCCAUCUAAACUGCUCGAAUUGAUGACAAAAUCCUGUAACAAGGAUCAGCUAUGUCACUUAUUCAGAAGUUCAUAUUCUACAAUAUCUGAGCAUGUCUCAUGUACUGUGUUAGGCAUGUGUAUCGUCAGCUGUCUCUGGUUUGGUGUUUCCCAUCUCUAGUCACCCUAAAUACUCCUCAGCUCAGAAAUGAAAAUUUAUCUUAUAUCCAGUCAUUCUCCUGUCAGAAUACAUAAUGUUCUGCUCUGGGAAAGAUAAAUGAAUUUCACUUUUGAUAUAAAAAUACAUGCUGAAUUGCAUUGCUGCCAUAUUUGAAGACGGGACAUUACUCUGCCUGCAUCUAUGUUUUUCUGUCUUGUAUAUCAGUUAUUGCUUCUUAUGUUUAUAUAACCACCACUAACACCUCCCCACCCCUGCCUCCUCAGAUGCUGCACGGGGUGGUGGGGUAGCCUAGUGAUUAAAGUGUCCGCUCAUCACACCGAAGACCCAGGUUCGAUUCUCCACAUGGGUACAAUGU
Messenger RNA from Haliotis rubra (blacklip abalone), 1770 nucleotides. Its product is annotated as RPA-interacting protein-like. The transcript is spliced from 9 exons. Lineage: Eukaryota; Metazoa; Mollusca; Gastropoda; Lepetellida; Haliotidae. The record is from RefSeq and is a predicted model, not a curated record. The coding region runs from base 318 to 1013 and encodes 231 amino acids. Gene Ontology annotation, biological process: protein import into nucleus. Gene Ontology annotation, cellular component: nucleus.